GAGACAUCCAUGGUUAUAUGAAUAUAUAGACCAUAACCAAUUAUCACGGGGUGGGAAUAGCCUCAUGUUGUACCUGAAGCAGAAUGAUUUGCCGAAGUUUAAACGGAACCAUGGGUAGGUACUUUACGUUAGGUACAGAUUUUAGCACCGUAACGCUGUACCGUGGAUCCGGCUGCGGCUACCGAGUUAAUUGGGAACAAUGACAACCACGCGUUUUACGGCAUCCACGACUUCCACUUCUAUAACGCAGCCCUGGUUUGCGCUUCUUAACCUAAACAUCAAAUCUCGAACCACAGCAAUUUCACAAUUGCUGUAACGAUGCUGUUCGCAACUAGCCGCAACUUCCUGUGAAUCAUUCUCACACACCCAUCGUUGCCGUUGCCGCGAUGGAUGUGUCUAAUCAGGGAGAUACGACGUGGACUUCGGUGCCCACGCACUUACUACUAGCCGAACUCCAGAAACGACAUGGCGCUGGCAAUUCCAAACCCGACACCGAACGGCCAGUAUGCGGGUCAGGCGACAGAGGCGCAUACGAUACUCCGCUACAUGUCUUCGCCUUAUUUCUGAUCCUCACCCUUAGUAUUUUAGCAUGCGCAUUUCCUCUCUUCUCUCGCCGAUCGGCUAGAACCCGCCGAGCGAAUACCAUCGUCUUCCUUAGCCAGCACUUCGGCACCGGUGUGCUUUUAGCGACCGCCUUCGUCCAUCUACUUCCUACCGCUUUCAUAUCUCUAACCGAUCCUUGUCUCCCGCCGCUAUUCAGUGAAGCGUACCAGCCCAUGGCAGGUCUAAUAGCCAUGGUGUCCGUGUUGGUAGUUGCAGCGCUAGAGUCGUAUUUAACUACUAGAGGCGCCGGCCAUUCACAUGAACACGAGUGGGACUCCUAUGACGAAGAUGCAGAAGAGAUGGAUGGUGCUCAGGUCAAUGGUGGUCUAGCAGCUAAAAGGGCUGCCAGCCACAGACCAGCAGACAUUGCACUUGGUGAUAUGAGCGCCAGUCAGGGUCUGAUGGCCGAUGUCUCACCAUUACCCAACACCACACCUACGAUAGUACCACCUCCGAGUUCGGCGAGAUCCUUUAGCCAUAGAAGUCCUGGAAUGGAUGACGAUGAAAUUGACGACCGCGAUGAGGAUCUCGAUAUUAAUCUUAAUGAACUUGAUCCUGUGGCAGACGAUGAUGCGCAACCUCUUGCACCUUCUAAUGGAAAUAUCCGUGCGAACCGACAUUCCGAGUCUACAGUAGCCCAAGCUCCCCUUACGCCUGAGGAACAGAAGCGACGAAUGCUUCAAUGUGUACUCCUAGAAGCCGGCAUCCUGUUCCAUAGCGUCUUCAUCGGUAUGGCCGUAUCUGUCGCGACAGGACCGCCGUUUGUCGUCUUCCUAAUUGCCAUUGCCUUCCAUCAGACUUUCGAAGGUCUGGCUCUCGGAUCCCGCAUAGCCGCCAUCCAGUUCCCACGUUCUUCUGUGCGUCCGUGGCUCAUGGUCUUGGCAUAUGGGCUUACUACUCCCAUCGGCCAGGCCAUCGGUCUUGCUGUCCACAGGCUGUACGAUCCGCUUAGUCAGACGGGCCUGCUCAUGGUUGGUAUUAUGAACGCCAUCUCAAGUGGCCUGCUUCUGUUCGCCGGCUUGGUACAGCUACUUGCAGAGGACUUCCUCACGGAGAAGAGUUACAAGUCGUUGAAGGGUAAGAAACGAAGGAACGCCGGACUCGCCGUCUUGGCGGGAGCCACACUCAUGGCUAUCGUGGGCGCUUUCGCAUGAUUUAUUUUACGGACUACCGCUUUCUAGGGGCGACGGCGUUUCGGACGGGGUAACCUUAGGCACGGGUAUGCCAUCCGUGGUAGAUCUUCACCUAGCUAGACGCGGUCUUCAUUCUAAUAACGAGGUCAAUGCAUAGGGUUGGAGUUUGCUGGCUACGUGUAAAAUACUUGGAACU
Annulohypoxylon truncatum is the source of this 1932-nucleotide messenger RNA. Its product is annotated as Zinc/iron permease. Gene Ontology annotation, biological process: zinc ion transmembrane transport. Bases 387 to 1757 code for a protein of 456 amino acids. Lineage: Eukaryota; Fungi; Ascomycota; Sordariomycetes; Xylariales; Hypoxylaceae. The transcript is spliced from 3 exons. Gene Ontology annotation, molecular function: zinc ion transmembrane transporter activity. The record is from RefSeq and is a predicted model, not a curated record. Gene Ontology annotation, cellular component: plasma membrane.